Messenger RNA from Dermacentor andersoni, 1726 nucleotides. RefSeq lists its product as uncharacterized. The record is from RefSeq and is a predicted model, not a curated record. Lineage: Eukaryota; Metazoa; Arthropoda; Arachnida; Ixodida; Ixodidae.
GCAGUGCAUUGUCAGUGCAGCAAAGCACGCCACGCGCCCCCUCAUUACACUGCCACAAUCAAAUGUCGUCACUGCCCAAGCAUUUUACGUGACUGGUCAGACAGCGCUGAAAUCCGGCACGUUCAAAUCAUGAUGUACGGUUUCACUACGGGCUUGUGCCUAGCGAAGGAACGCGCGAUAGACUCAUGCGCUUCAAUCAAAGGCGUGGCGGCAGUCUGGCAUCGUUUUCAUUUAUCUACUGCCCUCCGCGCAUGCGCUAUGCAUGCGGUGGGCCACAAACAUAUGCCGUACGCUGUUCGAUGCGAUGACGACACACACAGCCUGCCUCAUAUUACAAAGGCUUCGAAGCGGAUGCGUUACAAGGAACGUCGCAGCGUGGGCAGCCGGUGGCCGCAGUUAUCAAUUCUAGCCGGUAAUUGCAGAAAGUUUUCAGGCCACCAUGGACUCCGGUGGUAGCUCCUGCACCUGCAAGACCUGCGACGACUGCCUGAAGAGGUUACGUGAUGGUUCGUCUUCGCAGGCGGCAAGCACGAAGCGACCGGAACUGCAGGAAGCGGAACAGUCAACGCGCGAGGAAGGCAUGGACACAGCCUCCGAUGUCCGCGAAGCUGAGGAAGCGCAACGCCGUCCGAGUACCACAAGUACGUCCACCGAUAGCAGUGCGUCUUCCUUCAGUAGCCCGUCGACGGAGACAACUGCGUUGACUCUCUCUAUCGAAAGUCGCCAGCUGAGUUCUUCCUCGGAAAAGGCGGCGAGCAAAAGCGCGACAACUGGGGCGCUUGCCGGCACGCAUCCUCGUCUGUCCUCGGCAACACUGUCUUCUGGAAGCAUGGCGGAAUAUUCGGCCGAUGACGAAAUGAGCGUCAGCUCUAGGACCUCUGCACUAGCAGAGUCAUUGUCACUUGGGCCAUUUUCUCAAGGCACGGUGGCCAGUGGAAGUCUCCGCUCGUCUUCAUCGGGAACAGGUGCCGCUGCUAUGGCUCCUCCAGCUGAAGGAGCGGAAGCACUCGGGACACUUUCAGAGGUGACGUUUCCGUCAGCAAGUCCGGAUGACUGCUUCCUGCCGCCGGAAGCGACGACCCUAAGCCAAACUGCGCCUGCCCUAGCGGAGACGAACCCCGACCAAUCGGAGGCGACGCAACCACCCACGAGCGAGGAACCGCAAUCCCCGAUGGACGUCAGCGGAAGUGAAGGGACGACGUCCGCUGGGUUCAGCUUUGGCCACAAGGUCUCUUCGGGACUGCCAUUGACGGGAACGUCCGUAGAGUCGUACGCGCAGAGCACAGUCAGUGCGACUGGAAUGUCCGUUGGAUCUGAUGAAACUGUCGCCGACGCCACCGACGCGAAUGUUUCCUCGGCCAUCUUCGACGAACCUUCUGUGAUGGAUGAAAGCGCAAGCGCAGGACGUGAUCCAGCAAAGCCGGCCCCGGCAAAACUGCCCAGCCCGCAACGCCGUCCUCACGUCAAGGAUCUCGAUCACAUGCGUGACGAGGACCGGUGAACGGUGAGUCUCGAGAGUGAACGUUUCCGGCAUCCGCUCUUUCAGGAUCAGUAGGACAGCCUUCCGGCGCCACCUCGCAGAUGAGUUCGUCAUCCGUGUAGCAAGCGUGAACUUCGUUGAUUCAACCGGCUACAAUUUUUGUUUGUUUUCCAUAUCUUCCAAGGUUUUAUAUGAAUAAAUCACUUGCCAUGUCGCCGCGAUGCACACAUGCUAUUUCUCUUUUUA